Molecule: messenger RNA, 5287 nt
Organism: Stegostoma tigrinum
Lineage: Eukaryota; Metazoa; Chordata; Chondrichthyes; Orectolobiformes; Stegostomatidae
Gene: polr3b
Product: polymerase (RNA) III (DNA directed) polypeptide B
Exons: 28
Coding region: 113-3466 (1117 amino acids)
Biological process (GO): DNA-templated transcription
Cellular component (GO): RNA polymerase III complex
Molecular function (GO): DNA binding; ribonucleoside binding; DNA-directed RNA polymerase activity
Source: RefSeq, a predicted model, not a curated record
CCGGACGGGGAUUAGCGGCGGACCACGAGGUGGACAUGGAGACGCUAGCGGCUGAGUUCGGGGAUUUGGAUCCGGAGUCGCUGGCGGCACCGGUCCGGGAGGUGGAGGAAAAAUGGAAGCUGCUUCCUGCAUUUCUGAAGGUAGCAGAGUUUUUCCUCAUUUGCAUGUUUUGGUCAAAGGCCUGGUGAAGCAGCACAUUGACUCGUUCAACUACUUCAUAAAUGUUGAGAUUAAGAAGAUUAUGAAAGCCAACGAGAAGGUGACCAGUGAUGCUGAUCCAAUGUGGUAUUUAAAAUACCUGAAUAUUUAUAUUGGAGUGCCAGAUGUUGAAGAAAGUUUCAACGUAACCAGGCCUGUUGCUCCACAUGAGUGUCGCCUGAGAGAUAUGACAUACUCUGCCCCAAUUACAGUGGACAUUGAAUACACUAGAGGAAGCCAGCGAAUAAUACGCAAUGCAUUACCCAUUGGCAGGAUGCCUAUAAUGCUGCGUAGCUCUAAUUGUGUGCUUACUGGGAAGACUCCUGCAGAAUUUGCAAAACUGAAUGAAUGUCCUCUGGACCCGGGUGGCUAUUUCAUUGUUAAAGGUGUUGAAAAAGUAAUUCUUAUCCAGGAACAACUUUCAAAAAACAGAAUAAUUGUGGAUGCAGACAGAAAAGGAACUGUUGGCGCCUCUGUGACCAGCUCUACUCAUGAGAAGAAAAGUAGAACAAACCUAGUUGUGAAGCAAGGCAGGUACUACCUGCGACACAAUACUCUGUCAGAGGACAUCCCUAUUGCAAUAAUAUUUAAGGCAAUGGGUGUAGAGAGCGAUCAAGAGAUUGUACAGAUGAUUGGUACAGAGGACCCAGUGAUGUCUGCCUUUGCUCCAAGCCUGGAAGAGUGUCAGAAAGCUCAAAUCUUCACCCAGAUGCAGGCAUUGAAGUACAUUGGAAACAAAGUGCGCAGGCAGAGAAUGUGGGGAGGACCAAAAAAAACCAAGAUGGAGGAGGCCCGGGAGUUGCUUGCAUCGACCGUACUUACCCACGUGCCGGUCAAAGAAUUCAACUUCCGUGCAAAGUGUAUCUACACAGCUGUCAUGGUGCGGAGGGUGAUUCUAGCCCAAGGGGCUAACAAAGUCGAUGACAGAGAUUAUUAUGGCAACAAGCGACUGGAAUUGGCUGGGCAGCUUCUGUCUCUGCUUUUUGAAGAUUUGUUCAAAAAGUUCAAUUCAGAGCUGAAGAAGAUUGCUGACCAGAUCAUCCCCAAGCAACGAGCGGCCCAGUUUGAUGUUGUGAAGCACAUGCGACAAGAUCAGAUCACUAAUGGCAUGGUCAAUGCCAUCUCAACUGGGAAUUGGUCUCUGAAAAGAUUCAAAAUGGACCGUCAGGGUGUUACUCAGGUGCUGUCUCGUUUGUCUUAUAUUGCUGCCCUGGGUAUGAUGACCAGGAUCUCCUCACAGUUUGAAAAGACCAGAAAAGUGAGUGGGCCCAGAUCUCUUCAGCCGUCACAAUGGGGGAUGUUGUGCCCAUCAGACACUCCUGAAGGAGAGGCUUGCGGUUUGGUGAAGAAUCUGGCUUUGAUGACCCACAUCACAACAGAUAUGGAAGAUGGCCCCAUAAUUAAACUCGCCUUUAACCUUGGUGUUGAAGAUGUAAAUCUGCUUUGUGGGGAAGAACUGUCAUACCCAAAUGUGUUCAUUGUAUUUCUAAAUGGUAACAUCUUGGGUGUAAUACACGACCAUCAGAAACUGGUGAAAACAUUCCGUUUGAUGCGCCGAGCAGGAUAUAUCAAUGAAUUUGUUUCUAUCUCUACAAAUCUGACAGAUCGCUGUGUUUAUAUUUCUUCCGAUGGCGGCAGACUUUGCAGGCCCUACAUUAUUGUGAAGAACAGACAACCAGCAGUCACAAAUAAGCAUAUUGAAGAACUAUCUCAGGGCUACAGGUCCUUUGAAGACUUCCUACACGAAGGAUUAGUGGAAUACCUUGAUGUUAAUGAAGAAAAUGAUUGCUAUAUCGCACUUUAUGAGCACAUGAUCAACAAAUCUACGACCCACUUGGAGAUUGAACCAUUUACACUUCUUGGUGUAUGUGCGGGACUCAUUCCCUACCCUCACCACAAUCAGUCUCCAAGGAACACCUACCAGUGUGCUAUGGGGAAGCAAGCCAUGGGUACAAUAGGCUACAACCAGCGGAAUCGCAUUGACACCCUCAUGUACCUGCUUGCCUACCCUCAGAAACCCAUGGUGAAGACUAAAUCCAUUGAGCUGAUUGACUUUGAAAAGCUCCCAGCAGGACAGAAUGCUACAGUGGCUGUGAUGAGCUACAGUGGUUAUGAUAUUGAAGAUGCUCUUGUCCUAAAUAAGGCUUCUUUGGACAGAGGUUUUGGAAGAUGUCUGGUGUAUAAAAAUGCUAAAUGUACACUUAAACGUUAUACAAAUCAGACUUUCGAUAAAGUCAUGGGUCCAAUGCUUGAUGCAGCUACACGAAAGCCAAUUUGGCGGCAUGAAAUUUUAGAUGCAGAUGGUAUUUGCUCACCAGGUGAGAAAGUGGAAAACAGACAGGUGCUGGUGAACAAAUCAAUGCCGACAGUCACACAGAUUCCGUUAGAGGGAACCGCACAAUCCCAACAGCCACAGUUUCGGGAUGUCCCAAUCACCUACAAAGGAGCAACCGAUUCGUAUAUUGAGAAGGUGAUGAUCUCUUCAAACUCAGAAGACGCAUUUUUAAUUAAAAUUCUGCUAAGACAGACGAGACGUCCUGAGAUUGGUGACAAAUUCAGCAGCCGACAUGGCCAGAAAGGUGUCUGUGGUUUGAUUGUACCUCAGGAAGACAUGCCAUUCUGUGACAGUGGAAUCUGUCCAGAUAUCAUCAUGAAUCCACACGGUUACCCCUCCCGAAUGACAGUUGGUAAGUUGAUUGAACUGUUGGCAGGGAAGGCUGGCAUCCUGGAUGGCAGGUUCCACUAUGGCACUGCCUUUGGUGGAAGCAAAGUAAAGGAUGUUUGUGAGGAUCUUAUACGUUAUGGUUACAAUUAUCUUGGCAAGGACUAUGUAACCUCUGGAAUCACAGGUGAACCAUUGGAAGCAUACAUCUACUUUGGUCCUGUGUACUAUCAGAAGCUGAAGCACAUGGUCCUGGAUAAGAUGCAUGCACGAGCACGAGGCCCCCGGGCUGUCCUCACCAGGCAACCAACUGAAGGACGAUCACGUGAUGGAGGUUUGCGUCUUGGUGAGAUGGAGCGAGAUUGCCUGAUUGGCUAUGGGGCCAGCAUGAUGCUGCUGGAGAGGCUCAUGAUCUCCAGUGAUGCUUUUGAGGUGGACGUCUGUGGACAAUGUGGUCUGCUGGGAUACUCUGGCUGGUGUCAUUACUGCAAGUCGUCAUGUCAUGUCUCCUCUUUGAGGAUCCCAUAUGCCUGUAAACUACUAUUUCAGGAACUGCAGUCCAUGAACAUUGUGCCCAGAUUGAAGCUGGCCAGGUACAAUGAAUGAUCUGCUCUGAAACAUGAGGAAAGUGUUUAAGCUGAAAAGCAAGGGUUCUUCCGGCACAGAGACUUUCUCCUGAGUAUCAACAAGCUGUAGAGGAGUGAUUGAAACCUGCGAUUUUUUUUUUCACGCUCCCUGUUCAGCUCAAGUUGGCAAGGAGAGAAAAUAAUUUGCUUGUGAUUGAUGGGCUGAGACAAUACAGCACAACUGACUGUAGCUGCCUUCAUAAAGGUCUGGCCAGCUCUCGAACUGAGGGAGCAGAGUUAAUGCAGAGCCUUGUGUUUGUUCACCAAACCGCCCGACAUCAGUCACUUAUAACCGUCACAGCUGGGAGUAGCUGAGUUGCAAACACAGACUUGAAGAAGAAUUGGGUUAUUUAAUUUAAUUUUUGAAAGUGUUGGAAGGUGGCUGCUCAUCAUAUUUUAUUCUGUAAGCUGUUAAUACAUCGAUUUAAAAAAAAGUUUUAUUUUGAAAACAAGAUUGUGACCUGAUUUGCUUUCCAGUAAUGUUGAAGCUAUGAAUCUGCUGUCUGUGCUAUUAAAAAGAAAGGAGUUUGAAGGCAGCCUUUCAGCCCUUCGGUGCUGUUGAGCAUGAUAAUGGUGAUCUUCUACCUCAACUUUACCUUCCUGCAUUAUCCCAAAAUUCUUCAAUUUCCUUAGUGACCAAAAAAUUGCACAACCCCUGCGUUGAAAACCAUUUAUACUGAGUAUCUGUGGUCCUCCAAGAUAGAAGAUUGCAGAUGCUUCUGUGGUGACAGCCAGUAAGGACCAUGUAUCAGAUGGCUGUGGGAGACUCCCUUGCUCAUUGUAUGGAAGCUGUCCAGGCUGAGGUGCCCUGACAUUGUUCAGAACUUUAAAAUGCUGACAACUGAGAGAAAGGCAGGAAAGGAAGGAAUGUUCACUUCACAACCUGUCAGGAGCUUAAUCAGCCCACUCACUUUUGCAACAUUUCACACUCUUGUCCGUGGCUAGGAUGAGGACGUGACAACCAGUGGGAUUGAUUAUGGCUGAAGUUAUGAUUAACUUAUUUCCUUGCGUGAUAAAUUAAAUUAUUGGGCCAAUAUACUGGUGAUUUUUGCCUUGAAUGGGUGAAAUAUUGGACCCAUGGAUCUGCAUUGAAAAACUGCUGAUUAAGUUGGUCCAUUUUUAUUAUCUGCAAGGAUCAGAGACUUUUGCAUGUUUACCUUCCCGAGUUAGCCAGACUUUUCGGCUGAUUUAUUGCCUCUUAUAAGCAAGCACGUGGCUCCUCAUGGAUGGAGUGUGUAUAUUUUAUUAUACAAUAAGCUCAUUGCAGUCGGUGAUUUGACACUCUCACCAGUGGUCAGGCCUGAUGACUGUCCCAGCUUCACUAACAUCACUAAAAGCAUUUAUCCACAUCUGAACAGAUGUGAGGGCAGCCACGGACCUGGACCUGAGCUUAUCCUUUCAUCGAGAUCAAAUGCGCUCUUGUCCAUUCCAAAUCCAUAAAAUAGCACGAGCACUCAAAGAUGAAAACAUAAAAUCCAACCAGCAAACCACCACUACUUGUUUGGUCAAGGGAAGGAUAGCUCAUUCUUCCUGACCUGGUCCAGUGUCUGAGAUGGUGAGGGGAGGCCCUGUUCCCUGGCCAGGUGUCGCUUGACCUGAUGGUUUCAUACUACCCUGUUAGAAAUAAAGGAAGUCAAGUUACCCGUUAAUAUUCUAAAUGUCAAUGGAUACAAGCCAUGAUUAUCCAGCCUUUUCUCAUGUGAUAACAUUCUCAUUCCAGGUAUUAGUCUAAUAAACUUUCUCUAAGUUGUUUCUAAUGUGUUUACAUCUUCCUCAGAAACGGUGCACAAUAUUCUCAACG